Messenger RNA from Lachnellula hyalina, 918 nucleotides. RefSeq names its product Short-chain dehydrogenase/reductase. The transcript is spliced from 3 exons. Lineage: Eukaryota; Fungi; Ascomycota; Leotiomycetes; Helotiales; Lachnaceae. The record is from RefSeq and is a predicted model, not a curated record. The annotation marks the transcript as partial.
CUCUUGACACUUGAAUUUAUCAUUCAAGCUUCUGUCGCAAUGGUCGCCACCGACCAAUUGAGAGCGGAGAAGCUCUUCUCUAUGAAAGGCUACAUCGCAGUGAUUACCGGUGGAGGUACUGGGAUUGGUUUGAUGGCAAGCCAAUCUCUUGCAGCCAAUGGCGCCAAAGUCUACAUUACAGGACGUCGUAUGGAAGCUCUCGAGAACGCCGCAAAAACCCACUCCCCAGCUCAAGGAGGAAGCAUAAUACCCGCUGGACCCUGCGAUGUAACCUCCAAAGAAGACCUUGAGAACCUAGUCACGGAGAUCUCUAAAAAGGAAAAAUACAUUGACCUCCUAAUCACCAAUGCUGGCAUCUCGGGACCAAAAGCUGAGCCGGUAGACGAGGACGCAACGAAGCUAAAAGAAAUCCUCUUCAACUCCGAAUCCUUCUCCGAAUGGUCCACUACCUUCAACACCAACGUCUCUGCCGUCUACUUCACAACCGUAGCCUUCCUGCCCCUCUUGCAAGCCGCCAAAGAAGCACACACCCACUUCUCGCCAUCCGUAAUAGUCAUCUCCUCCAUGUCCGGCAUCAUGCGCCAUGCUCAGGGGCAUUUCAGCUACAACGCCGCCAAGGCAGCUACGGUGCAUUUGAGCAAGUUGAUGAGUUUCGAGUUUAAGAAGGCGGGAAUUAGGGUUAAUAGUAUUGCGCCGGGGUAUUUCCCGAGUGAGAUGACGACAAAUGAGAGUGAUAAGAAUCAGAAGAGUGAGCUGUCUGAGGAGAAGAUUCAGGAGAAAGGUCAUGUGCCGGCGGGUAGGGCAGGGAGUGAUGAGGAGAUGGGGAUGGGGGUGUUGUUCUUGGCGAGGAAUAGGUAUGUUAAUGGAGAGAUUAUUGCUAUUGAUGGUGGGGUUUUAUUGGAGAUGCCAGGGAGGUGA